Messenger RNA from Lotus japonicus, 761 nucleotides. RefSeq names its product ubiquitin-conjugating enzyme E2 28-like. Gene Ontology annotation, molecular function: ubiquitin conjugating enzyme activity. NCBI's taxonomy places the organism in Eukaryota, Viridiplantae, Streptophyta, Magnoliopsida, Fabales, Fabaceae. Gene Ontology annotation, biological process: protein polyubiquitination. Bases 169 to 615 code for a protein of 148 amino acids. Gene Ontology annotation, cellular component: nucleus. The record is from RefSeq and is a predicted model, not a curated record. The transcript is spliced from 5 exons.
ACCAGAGUACGUGGCAAAGAGAGAAAGCCCACCCAGCAACAUAAAACGCUUUCUCACUCUCUCACCUCUCUCUCUCAAACGACGCAUCCGCUUCAUCAUAACAGCACUUCCUCUUUUCUUUCGCGUUUCGAUUCUGCAACCCCCAAACCCUAACACAGCGUUGAUCAGAUGGCGUCUAAGCGGAUCAACAAGGAAUUGAAGGACCUGCAGAAAGACCCUCCUGCAUCUUGCAGUGCUGGUCCGGUCGCGGAUGACAUGUUCCAUUGGCAAGCGACGAUUAUGGGCCCAGCGGAUAGCCCAUUUACUGGUGGGGUGUUUCUUGUGACAAUUCAUUUCCCUCCAGAUUAUCCUUUCAAACCGCCCAAGGUUUCAUUCCGCACAAAGGUUUACCACCCUAAUAUCAACAGCAAUGGUAGCAUUUGCCUUGACAUCCUCAAAGAGCAAUGGAGCCCGGCCCUCACGAUAUCCAAGGUUCUCCUGUCUAUUUGCUCUCUGCUGACUGACCCCAACCCAGAUGAUCCCCUGGUGCCUGAGAUUGCGCAUAUGUACAAGACUGACAGAGCCAAGUAUGAGGCUACUGCUCGGUCAUGGACCCAGAAAUAUGCCAUGGGCUAGGGUAACUAGUUGAUGUGCAAAAGAUAUUUUGCACAUUCUCUAUCGUAGUAAAUAAAUAGUGUUGAAUUGAUCUAAACAGAUGAAACUAUACUAUAUUGUAAAAGCAUUUUGGCGCUACAUUAACUUUAUGGAUGGAAUUUGGUCUA